Molecule: messenger RNA, 231 nt
Organism: Adineta steineri
Lineage: Eukaryota; Metazoa; Rotifera; Eurotatoria; Adinetida; Adinetidae
Source: the annotation of a GenBank genome assembly
AUGUUAACAACUGAUACUAAUGAUAGAUUAAUUACUUAUUUAAAACAUUUAUAUGAUGAAAAUUGUUCAUUAAAACAAAUGAUACGUGCUUAUAAUAUUUUAAAACAACAAUUUCAAAAUCUUUUAAAUCAACAUUUACAAUUAAUUAAUAUAGCACUUCAAUGUUCAUCUGUUAUUGAAAUAAUGAAAAAAUCUGAUCUAUAUUCAUUUCAUGAAUAUCAAAGAUUUUAA